AUGAAAUCAGUUUCAAUCAUUGCCAUCGCUGUUUUUGCCCUUAUUGCUCAAUGCUCAAGUGCUCCUGUUGCUAAUCAACAAGCAGAACUUCAAACUCGUAUUGACUUCUAUAAUGAUUUCUUAGCUGGUUUUCUUUCGAAUCUUGUCCAAACAACUCUAGGCUCAGUAUCAGGUUUAGUUAACCAAAUCAUUGGUGAAAAUCCAUUAGGUGUUGGCAAACGAGAAAUUGAUCAAUCUCGUAUUGACUUUUAUAAUGAUUUCUUAGCUGGUUUUCUUUCGAACCUUGUCCAAACAACUCUUGGUUCAGUAUCAGGUUUAGUUAAUCAAAUCAUUACUGAAAAUCCAUUAGGUGUUGGUAAACGGGAUGCUGAAAGCGAUUUAGCAGCACGCAUCAGUAUUGCUGAUUUUCUCUAUGACAACAUCCUUCAACAACUCUUCAGUGGUUUAGUUACUAAUACUUUCACUACAGCUACCAAUGCCCUCACCAAUUUAAUUCAAACAAAUCCAUUAGGUGUUGGUAAACGAGAUGCUGAAAGCGAUUUAGCAGCACGCAUCAGUAUUGCUGAUUUUCUUUAUGACAACAUCCUUCAACAACUCUUCAGUGGUUUAGUUACUAAUACUUUCACUACAGCUACCAAUGCCCUCACCAACUUAAUUCAAACAAACCCAUUAGGUGUUGGUAAACGGGAUGCUGAAAGCGAUUUAGCAGCACGCAUCAGUAUUGCUGAUUUUCUUUAUGACAACAUUCUUCAACAACUCUUCAGUGGUUUAGUUACUAAUACUUUCACUACAGCUACCAAUGCCCUCACCAACUUAAUUCAAACAAAUCCAUUAGGUGUUGGUAAACGUGCUAUUGGUAACAAUGCUCAAUGA
This is a messenger RNA of Rotaria sp. Silwood2, 873 nucleotides long. The record is from the annotation of a GenBank genome assembly. Lineage: Eukaryota; Metazoa; Rotifera; Eurotatoria; Philodinida; Philodinidae.